AUGAAAAUUCAAUUCCUUCUGGCAUGCAUUGUUUUUGCAUCCGCUCAAUCUUCAUUUCUUGAAGAAUCCUUAAUUAACAGAUCAUUUGCCCCCAUGAUGAAUAUAUUCUUAGAGAAAUCAACCGAUCCAACUUAAUAAUAAUAAUUAGAAACAGCCACCCCUCCUGAUACACUUCUCACAGCCACCCUUGAUAGUUACAUUGAUGCCUCAAAAUAAUAAUAAAUUCUAAUUGCACAGCAAUAUGAGUAAAAUUUACCAGCCAACGGUGAUUGUAUUAUUCUUUAUGGAGAAUGUGAAUAUAAGGGGCCUUCUUUCAAAUAUUGUGAUUAACCAGGAGAAUACAUCAAAUUUGAUAUUCCUGUACAUUCAGUUUACAUCCCUAUUGGGUAUCUCAUACAAAUAUUCUAGAAUGUCACUCAAAAUUAAAGAUGCUCUCUAGGGAAAUAAGAUUAAUUUAAUUUAUAGUCAUGAAUGCAUAUCUGAAGGUAUUAACAUUCCAGAACCCAAAAUUUAUGAAGAUCAUCCAAAUGAUUGGUUUGGUGAAAUUAAAGAAUCUGAUAAGGCUGUUCUUGAUUCAGGAGAACUUGCAACUCCAUAAAUUAAGUAUUAUGACAAUGAUGGAAAUGUCAUAUGUAUAUUAAUAAUUUUAUUGCAUUAGCUAAAGAAGAAUACUAAAAAUUAGUCGAAGCUGAUUUAUAAAGGUCACAUAAUUUCUAUCUUGGAAUAGUUGAAUAGCCAGAUUAUUCUUAGCCAAAUUAAUAAGUAGAAUCUAAUGAAUGA
Paramecium octaurelia is the source of this 780-nucleotide messenger RNA. NCBI's taxonomy places the organism in Eukaryota, Ciliophora, Oligohymenophorea, Peniculida, Parameciidae. The record is from the annotation of a GenBank genome assembly.